AUGGAACCUCCGAAAGGUCAAGGUUGGAUAUCAUAUAAUCGUGAAAUAAUUAGGCAAAUCAACAGUAAUCCAAAAAUUGCCCCUCAGGCUUCUUUUAAAUAUGUAAUUAAAAAGCGAAUACGUCGGCCUUCGCCUGAUGAAGCUGAUCAGAAUCACCAGUAUGGUGGAAUAGCUGCUGAUCAGUUAUUACCAAAUGCAUCACUUGAAGAUGUCCCUGAAAAUCAUGCAAUGAGCGGUAUUCUUCGCAAAUUGCAAAACGACAUGCAACGUUUAAGAGAUAAGAUGGACGACUAUGAACGUAACGCUGAAGCGCGAUAUAACACUCUAAUAAAUGAAAAUCGUUGUCUCAAACAGUAUAUCAAACAGCUUUUUAAUCUUCGUAAUAAUGAAGUUGAUGCAACUAUGCAAGGCAGCCAACAUUCAAGAGCAUCUUCAACCUCAUAUACUCAUAUGUCUGGCGAGGAUGGUGAUUAUUAUACUGGUGAAAAUGAAAUGAAUGGAAUGAAUAGGAAAGAACGUGGAAUUCAUCGAAAAAUUCCCGAUGAACCUCCACAGUUUGCUUUAGAAUCGUCUUCACUUGGUGGUGGCGACGAGCAAAAUAUUGGCUUUAUAAGGCGAGAAAUAAAGAGUGAAGUGUCAUCACCAAAUAAAAUCGAAGAUGGAGAAGUUAACACGACGCCGUGCUCUACAACUGUUGACUCAAAAAAUAUUUCUCAAUUUCCCACUGAAAUGGGAUAUGCCAGUAUAAAAGCAUUGCCAACCGAUUUAAAAAAACCAGAAACUUAUCAAUAUUAUGAUAAUAGGCGAAAGAUGGUUGUUGUAUCAGAUGAGUGGCAAGAAUACGCUCUUUCUAUUUAUCCAGUUCGACCAAAUCGUUAUUGGAAGAUUGAAAAGGAGGAUUAUGAUAAACUCAUACCUGAUGCAUUUCUAGAAGAAUAUGCGAAAAAGAAAGACGAAAAAGCAAAGAUCGAUUUGAUACGAUCCAUUAAAAAUUGGUUUCAUAUACAACAUCGUGUUGCACAAUUAAGUUUGGUUUUGAAAUAUAAUCCAGACAUUGCAGAUCAAGAUUUAAAACGAAUUAUGCAGUUCUACAAGAAUCAAAUGAAAGAAAGAAACUGGCCAAUAUAUUUACAUCCAUUAGAAAAAUAUGAAAUUGAAUUAGCGGAACAGAAUCUAGAUGAGCCAUUGUUUUAUUAA
Molecule: messenger RNA, 1197 nt
Organism: Dracunculus medinensis (Guinea worm)
Lineage: Eukaryota; Metazoa; Nematoda; Chromadorea; Rhabditida; Dracunculidae
Source: the annotation of a GenBank genome assembly